Molecule: messenger RNA, 1464 nt
Organism: Effrenium voratum
Lineage: Eukaryota; Dinophyceae; Suessiales; Symbiodiniaceae
Source: the annotation of a GenBank genome assembly
GGGAGCACAACGCACAGCGGGCCGGUUGGGUGCCAUGUGAGCCGCAUGGGCCCCAUCGCGAAGCAGAUGACGCAGAGCCUGCAGACCACCUUCAAAGGUGGCAACCGACUUCAAGGCAUUUACUUCCAGGUGGACGUUCUGGACGACAUCAACCUCGUGAGCCUCACCGGCAGCUUUGCAGACGCCGGCCACGUCUACGUGCAUGUCCGCUCUGGUGUGAUCGGGGAGCAAGUUGGAGGCAACUGGACCCUUGUGCAAAGCACACAGGUGGAUUGCGGUGGCCAGAAGAACGUGCCCAUCGGCCAGGUGCUUACUCGCGGAAGCUAUACGCUGCACGUAGCCUGCUCUUCCUCCAUCAUAUACUCUGAUGCAUUGUCCAUCCAUGAUGUGCUGGCACAGGAUGACAAUUUGGUUAUAUACAAUGGCUGGGGCACUGCGGACUGCGAUCGCAUACCUUUAGAUCGGGACUACUCCGGAUGCCCCUGCCGCAGCUGGAACGGCAUCGUGGAGUACCGCUGUGAGGUGGAGUCUGUCUACAGAGACCAGCAUUUGCGGCGCCUUGUGGCUGCCAUGCAUCAUGACACCGACUUUGCCGAUGUCGAGAUCAAGUGCGGCAAUCGAAGCUUUCAUGCACACCGCGUGGUGCUGGCCUCUGCUUCGCCCGUCUUCGCAAAGAUGCUGCAGAGCGACAUGAAGGAGGCGCACAGCCGACAGAUUCUCAUCGAGGAUGUCUCCGCAGAGGUGGUGGCCAAAGCGCUGCGCUACAUGUACACAGGUGAGGUAGCGGAUGAUGUCGACAUAGAGUCACUUGGCUUUGCCCACAAGUACGACAUCACAGGCAUGAUGCAGCCUGUGAGUAGCAAAAUCCUUAAGAAUCUCUCUCCUGAGAACGUCUCUGCCACAGUUCGGUCGUUGAGACCAUACAAGCGCAGCAUCUCAGAGGUUUCCGACAGCGGGCUGUCGCAGCUGCAUGCGCGGGUGCGCCAGAGGGUCCUCAAGGACUUGAAGCUAAUGGAGGCUUGCUUGGAUGGCCUGUGAAUCCGUGAGCUAAGCCCUGAGAGCUUCAAAGCCCUGGGCCAGGGCAAAGAUCUGCCCCAGGCCACACGUCAAACGCCCCUCGCAUCUCGGAGAUGUUCCGUCACAAAGUCUCGUACGCUUUGAUGCCUCAGGGCUUUGAAAAUAAAGUCAGCAAUGCGGCAGGGCCUGAAAAUGAAGGCUGCCGCCAGUAUCACCUGGCAGCCAAUGUUUUGUGUUUUAAUGCAUUGCGAUGCGAUGCGAUGCAGUCCAACCUCGGUGCAUGCCCAUUUUGCAGCCUCGUUGCGUCUGUGCCAGCGCUGCGGAAGCACGCAGUGCCGGCCAGCAGCGCUUGGCAGCAUGCGAGCUUUCAAACCUCAUCUGAACGGCACUUAGAGCACUUGCUCGAGCCAUGGACAGUGUUACAUUUCAGAGCUCAGGGGCAAAAAG